This is a messenger RNA of Seminavis robusta, 1284 nucleotides long. Lineage: Eukaryota; Bacillariophyta; Bacillariophyceae; Naviculales; Naviculaceae. The record is from the annotation of a GenBank genome assembly.
UCGCAUCAGCUCCACCAACACGUACUCGAGCCUCUGAAUCUUUUUCCAAACCAUGAUUACUCAGCAGAGCUCCCAGCAGCCCCUUCCGUUCCCUGUCCUAGCCAAACUAUGAUUAAUCAGCAGCAACAUAGUAUAGCCUUGUUGGCAUCCCAACAUCUUGUCUCAGGUGAAUAAACUACGAAGUAAAGGCACGAUGCGGGUAUGUAUAUUGAUUAACUCUUGCUACCUCUUGGGCAUCGCUCCUCUAUCUUGGGGCUUUGUGGUUGUUCCAGAUGCUGCCUAUCCCAUCAAGACUUCCCUUAAGGCAUCGCCGCGUGAACCCUUGGAUACUGAAGUCGUUGGUCGAAGGGCACUGCUGCAAAAUGCUGCCGGGACGGCGUUGAUUAGUGCAACGUCUCUCCUCUUUGGCCUCCCAUCUGUGGCGUCUGCUGCAUCCUUCACGGCAGGAGGAACCCUGGUGGACCGUGAAGUGGGAGUCCAAGUGGGCAACCCCGAAGCCAGCGCCUCGCGCAAACCGGAUAAUUCCAAUGUCAUUUUUGACAAGGACCACUACUUCAAGUUUGGAGUCGCCGCUCCGUGGAUCGAAAAUGGCAGCACAGAGUUCCCCAAGUCCAUGCCGUUUACACCCUCGCAGCAACGCUAUGAUGCCUUGAAAAAAUACGGGAAUCGAGUCCGCAGUGGGGCAGAGUUUAUUGGUAGCUUGGAUACAGCCUCCAUUCCAGAUCCUGCCACCGCUCCCGAGUAUUCCCUUCGGGCCAUGGGGCUCUUGGCAAACAGCUUCUUGGCAUCGGAGAAUACUGGGGCUACCAAUGAACUGUUUCUCGCCAGAUGGUACAUUAAUGAGAUUUUUUUGCUGUUGAAUGAUGCUAGAGCCGCUGCUAGCCCAGAAGAAGCCACUGCAUUCUACAAAAGUGCCAAGAAAGCGACAAACUCCUAUCUUGGACUCUUGAAUCGAGUCAUCAACGCAAAGGUUGGCGAUCCUUUUGCAAUGCUAUCCGUGUAAUUAUUGCUAUCCCAUGGACAGGACCAAGACGACUGGGUUGGUUGUCAGGAUGCAACAAUCACAUGAUUCAUCUAGUAUCUUGAUGGAUUCCGGCUUAAUUGAACGCCGCCUUGGAGCAACAACUGCAUCCAAAUAGCAGGGAGCCUACCAGAAUAUUUGCACCUCUAUCGCGCUAUCUAGCAAGCAAUCUUCCGUUCCAGCGAAGCAAAUACACAGCAACUAAAAUAGCUAUGCUUCCUUGGGCAACACAUACGUCUUUUGUUGUCUCAUCUCUUCCAGGA